Messenger RNA from Prorocentrum cordatum, 1354 nucleotides. NCBI's taxonomy places the organism in Eukaryota, Dinophyceae, Prorocentrales, Prorocentraceae. The record is from the annotation of a GenBank genome assembly.
GGGGGAGGGGAGGAGGGGGAGCGGACACAUCAGCACGAUGACACACUCGGCGACGCCAGUGAGCUACCUCAAUCGCCGUGCAAAUGAUGCGUCCAGCCACGCAGGUGAGCAGUCCAGCGAGCGAUGGCGUAUGUUCGACAGGCACUGCAGAAAGACCAGGAGGUCCUCCCUGCUGUGAAUGGCUGCAUAUCUCGGCAGCCGUGUGCGCUGCGUCUCUGACGUGGUAUUUUUUUUUCGAACCUUGGGGAGGUCCGGAUGCAGAGAUCUGUGAUGACGAGGAAGAGGAGGAGGAGGAGGAGGAGGAGGAGGAGGAGGAGGAGGAGGAGGAGGAGGAGGGGGCUAGACUCAUCAUGUUCCAGAAGAAGGGAACGAGGCUCAUCAGCAGCGCAAUGAAGUAUCAUAUUGUAACACUCUUCCAUGAAGAUGACCAUGAAGACCCUGGCCAUGCACCCCAGGAUCAGGUCCCGCGCCAGGCGAGGGGCGACCAUCCCCCAUGCCCAGGAUGCCUUAAAAACAGAUGUUCCAUGUGUCUGUCCAUGAGCCGGUGCUUUGCGGUGGCCUGCUUCCACUCAGCCUCGCGCAGCUCGUCGAUGCACUCUUGGAUGCGCUCGCGGCACAUCAUCUGGACAAGAUUUACCACACGGUUUGACCCAUGCCGCCCGACCAAUACAGUGCAGAUCCACACGGCAGGCCCUGAGGCCAUCAAUGCAUUAUGCCAAAAGCCGAGAAACGCUGCCAGAAGGCCGGCGGUUCCAACAAAUUCCGCGAACCGACGCCAACCCUCGUUUUGGAAGAACUCAAGCUUGCCAAUAAUCCUCUGCUUUGCCUCCUUUUUUCAUAGAGCUCAGCAUCUCGUCGAGUUCGGUCGAAGCUGCUACCCGAGGACAUGCGUACUCCUCUGCCGCUUUACACGCAGUCGCAAUGGUGCCAGCAAGCAAGAGAAGCGACACAUUGGAGAUGGACAGAGACCCAAACACGUCACCUCAGGAAAGCUUGGGCACGUUCGCGAGCAUGGCGAGCGCGGCGAAGGCCACGGCGGUGAGGGCCGCAGGGAUCCAGGCAAUGCCGUCCAACCAUGACAUCUCAGGAACCGCAUCCGCGCCGGUGAGCUCUGGAUCUCCGCCCUCAAUCAGGGGCGCAGACUGGGGGGGAGACUCCAUCCCCUGGCCUCUGGCCCCUGGCCCCUGCCCCUGGCCCCUAGCCCUGGCCCCUGCUGCUGCUGCAGCGGCUGCUAAUGCUGCUGCUGCUGCUGCUGCUGCUGCUGCUGCUGCUGCUGCUGCCUGCUGCUGCUGCUGCUGCUGCUGCUGCUGCUGCUGCUGCUGCUGCUGCUGCUGCUGCUGCUGCUGCUGCUGCU